GAAAAUGUCCAUCCCAUAUAAUAUAUAUCACAGAUUCACUCAGUUUUUGACAUCAAAACAGAUCACUUUUGUACUGACACAUAUUAAUGAUAGUCAUCAUGCUUAGUGCUGGUGUAUAGGGAGCAUAUGACUUUUGAUAAAUUUAUUGUAAAUACAGUUAUUUAAGAUAGUUUUUUUAUAUUUAUUAGACAAGAUGAAUGUAAUAACUGCAGUGAAGUAUUAUGUUGCAAAAAUGACAGAGGAGAGUGGUCCAGGAAUGAAAGUUCUUUUAAUGGAUAAACAAACGACCAGCAUUAUCAGUUUAGUUUAUAGUCAAUCAGAGAUAUUAAUGAAAGAAGUCUACCUUUUUGAUCGUCUCGAUGCUGCUGUUCGCAAUGAAGGAUUAAAACAUUUAAAGUGUAUUGUAUUCAUAAGGCCAACAGAAGAGAACGUUAGACUUUUGUGUAACGAACUGAGAUAUCCAAAAUACGGAGUCUAUUAUAUUUAUUUUAGUAACAUUAUUCCUAAAACAGAUAUUAAACUUCUCGCUGAAAAUGAUGAGCAAGAAGUUGUUCGUGAAGUACAUGAAUUCUAUGCUGAUUAUCUGGCUAUAAGUCCACAUUUGUUUUCACUUGGUAUCAGUACCUGUUCACGAGGACUCAAUUGGGAACCAGCACAUUUACAAAGGACUGUGCAAGGCAUAACAGCUGUGCUGUUAUCUUUAAAAAAGUGCCCUCUUAUACGUUUUCAGAGUAGUUCUGAUAUGUGCAAACAUUUAGCUGAAAAAAUUCGUUAUGUUUUGACUCAAGAGUCAAAUUCAUUUGAAUUUAGGCAAGAAUCAAAUCCAAUUUUACUAAUUCUUGACAGAAGAGAUGACCCAGUUACACCAUUACUUAAUCAAUGGACUUAUCAAGCAAUGGUACACGAAUUAUUAACAAUUAAUAAUAACAGAGUAGAUUUAUCCAAUGUUAAAGGUAUAUCAAAGGAGUUAAAAGAGGUUGUCCUUAGUGCCCAACACGAUGAAUUUUAUGCUCAAAAUUUAUAUCUAAAUUUUGGAGAAAUUGGUCAAGUAAUAAAAGACUUAAUGGAAGAAUUCCAAAAGAAAGCAAAAAAGCACCAGAAAGUGGAAAGUAUUGCUGAUAUGAAAAAUUUUGUGGAAACAUAUCCUUUAUUUAAAAAAAUGUCUGGUACAGUUGCUAAACAUGUAACGGUUGUUGGUGAACUGUCUAAUCUUGUUGGAACUUACAAUUUGUUAGAAGUAUCUGAGCUUGAGCAAGAGCUAAGUUGUCAAAGUGAACAUUCCACUCAACUUCAAAAAAUCAAAAAACUAAUCAAUGAUAGUCGAGUACGUGAUAUAGACGCUACUCGUUUAGUGAUGUUAUAUGCCCUGCAUUAUGCAAAGCAUACUAAUAAUGAUAUUGCUGGUUUAUGUUCGAUGUUAAAGAAAAGAGAUGUUCCAGAAAAAUAUACAAAGUUGGUAUAUAGUAUAUUAGAUUACAGUGGUAUUUCUACAAAACAAAUAAAUUUGUUCGAUCGAGAAGCUGUUGCAAAAAUAACUAAAAAAUUGUUCAAAGGAUUGAAUGGUGUUGACAAUAUUUAUACACAGCAUACUCCUUUAUUAGCAGAAACUAUUGAAGAUCUCAUCAAAGGCAAACUGAACGUUCAAACAUUUCCUUAUCUUGGCAAUACAGUAUUAACAAAAAAACCUCAAGAUAUUAUCAUAUUUAUGAUUGGUGGAACAACUUAUGAGGAAAGCUUAGCAGUUAAUAACUUGAAUAAACAGAAUCCUGGAACGAGAAUCAUUUUAGGUGGUACAACAAUUCACAACUUUGAAAGUUUUUGCGAUGAAAUACAGUCUGCAAUGGUAGGCGCUAUUGCAAGGUAUAGGCCAAGAAGUGUAAGAGAGCGAAAUGAACGUGAUCAUGACUGAAAUAAGAAAUAAUUUAUUGCUUUUUGUGUAUACAUACUAAUUAAUUAUUUUAACAUUGUGCAAUCAUUCCAAUUGCAUAUGUACAUAAAAACUGCUCUUUUAGCACAUAGAAGUCACUAUAAUAAAUGUUUAAACAAAGUUAUCUAUGGUUUUUGGUAAACGAUUUUUUUUUAUUUUACAUUUGAUUAAAACAAAACUUGUGCUUAAAAAAAAGUGCUAAUCUUCAUCGUCUUCUUCCUCAUCUUCAUAAACAUAGUUCAUAGAAUCUGCUAAAUCAUAAUCACUGUCUUGAACCUGAAACAAACAAUUAAGUCAAAAUUAAAAUAACUCACUUGGGUGGUAUAUUAAUCACGAUUUAAUUGCAAUUUAGAAUGCACUUUCUUACAAACAAAUUUGGCUAUAUCUACUAAGUAUUAAUUGGUAUAUUUUCAUUUUCCCAAUUUAUCAUUGUUUUGAUAUUUCUAUAAAAGGAAAAUAUUAGACAAACUUUAGGAACUCAAAGCAGUUUACAUAUUUUAGUAUGCAUAGUAAUUUAAUCAACGAUCAGGUCUUUUGGCAAAUCUAUUUGAUACUUACGUUUUAAAUCUUCUUUCUCAAGCCUAAGAAAUUUUCUGCUGGUUAUUAAAUACAUUAUUACCUACAAUUGUAAACUACUGUUUGAAUUUAAUUAAUCUGCAAUGUACAUGUAAAUCGGGAAGAACUUCAUUUUUAUAAAAUAAAAUUCCAAUAAAUGCGAUAGAAAAAUAA
Messenger RNA from Nasonia vitripennis (jewel wasp), 2656 nucleotides. RefSeq names its product vacuolar protein sorting 45 homolog (gene Vps45). Bases 194 to 1909 code for a protein of 571 amino acids. The transcript has 8 exons. The record is from RefSeq and is marked validated. NCBI's taxonomy places the organism in Eukaryota, Metazoa, Arthropoda, Insecta, Hymenoptera, Pteromalidae. Gene Ontology annotation, cellular component: Golgi membrane. Gene Ontology annotation, biological process: vesicle-mediated transport; intracellular protein transport.